Messenger RNA from Scutellospora calospora, 870 nucleotides. Lineage: Eukaryota; Fungi; Glomeromycota; Glomeromycetes; Diversisporales; Gigasporaceae. The record is from the annotation of a GenBank genome assembly.
AUGUUUUUGUUAACAGAAGCUAACAAUCUUUAUGGAAGAGAUCUAAACUUAAAGGGUCAAUAUAUGGAAAUAUUUCAUUUUCUUUCAGGUAGUCCUCAUGCUAUUUAUUAUUCACCCACUAUUAUGCAAAAAAAUAUGGAUGAGCUAAGAAAUUUGAUAUUAAAUAUGAAGUUUGUUCCAUUUCCUCCACAAAAAGUUAAAGAAACAGCUCAAUAUAUUAAUGAUUUAGUAUUACAAGGAGCGAUAUUGAUUCUUUUACCGCCUGUUCAAACUAUUAGAUGGACUAUACCAGAUAAGAAAGUUGCUAUUGAACGUUUUCAGGAAUUAAUUGAUUUGGGAUUUCAGUUAAACUAUAAGAUUAUUCUUAAUAUUUUUCAACUUUUUGAACCUAGAUUAAACAAUGUUGAGAUUAAGAAGGAAAAACAAGAGGAUUUGUUAUGUAAAUGUCUAAAGGAAAUGAUGAAUCCUACUUAUAAACCAAAUAAUACAAUUGUACAAGAGUUUAUUUACACAAAUUUAGCCAGAACACCUGAUAAGAAAUUUGCGAAUGAAUUUAGUAAUUCUGGAGUAAUCAAGAGUAUUAUUGGAGAAAUUAGCAACAAACAAAAUGAAGCAAAAGCCUAUUCGAUUAUAAUCUCUUGUUGGUUAAUAGGAUUCAUCGUUGGACUAAUUAUCAAUAACCCUUACCUUUUACCAUGUUUGAUAGUAGCUUUUAUUAUUUUGAUUGGUGUCUUAACCAAGUAUUUCAAACUCAAAGAAAUAUUCAAAAGUUAUAAAGAUGAUGAAAAUGUAGCUUUAUUAACGAGAAAUAAUCCAUACAAAAGAGAAACAGUUAAAAUGAGUAUUUUUAAUAUAUCUUCGGCUUCAUGA